Molecule: messenger RNA, 2645 nt
Organism: Haplochromis burtoni (Burton's mouthbrooder)
Lineage: Eukaryota; Metazoa; Chordata; Actinopteri; Cichliformes; Cichlidae
Product: myeloid-associated differentiation marker homolog
Exons: 1
Coding region: 1-453 (150 amino acids)
Cellular component (GO): membrane
Source: RefSeq, a predicted model, not a curated record
AUGGCCACAGGACCUGGACUAUUGAAAGUCUGUGAGACCUUCGUGGCCUGCAUCAUCUUUGUCUUUGUGACUGAUCCCGUGUUGUACGACCGUCAUGAUGCACCGAAGUACUGCAUGGCUGUCUACUGCAUCUGCUUCAUCCUGUCAGCAGCCAUCAUCCUGCUCUGUAUAGGCGAGUGUACCGGGUGCUUGCCUUUCCCGUUCCCCCGGUUCCUGUCAGCCUACGCCAUGCUGGCUGUGGUCCUCUACCUGUCAGCAACCAUCAUCUGGCCUAUCUUCAACUUUGACCCCAGGCAUGGUGGGAAUAGAGAUAGGCCAUACAGCUGCAGCACAGAAUCGGGGUUGUGUUCAUGGGAUAAGCGCAUGGCAGUGGCUCUACUCACUGCUAUCAACUUCAUUCUCUACCUGGCAGACCUGAUCUACUCCACCAGUCUAGUAUUUGUCAAUGCUUAAAAAACAGGAAGUCAGGCUAGCAGUAUGCUCCAAAUAAAAUUGAAUUUGCCCAGUUUGAUAAAGGCUUUGGAACUGCUGUCACUGUUACUGCUGCAAGCAUACUCAGUUUAGCACUCUGGUCACUUUAAUGGAAUCACUAGAGGACAAGUCGUGAUAGGAGGCUAAAGAGCAAACUUUAGCAUGAUAGCACAGCUGAGACAAAUCCUGUAUGACUCAAUUUGUUGUUUGAAAUUUACCCUGAAAAUGAUAUGAUUUGACUUUUGCUAGAACUAGACAGAAGGAGAAAAGCAUGCCCUAUGGCCCAAGGUAACUGUGCAGUAGUAAAUAUGGACAUGCAUUUUAAAAAACUCAAAAGAGAGUGUGCUCAAACCAUGAAUGAAGCUUUUCAUAGGCAAAGAUUGACAUAUUCGGCUGGUCAAAACACAGAUCUUGCGCUCUUUUUGGCCUGAAACUUUAGAAAUUAGCCCUGAAACCUUGCCGAAUUUAAUUUUGUGUGAAGUAUACUGCAUGACUGAAUUUCUUAGAGAGGAAGAGAGAGAGAGAGAGAAAGAGAGAGAGAGAAAGAGAUGGGAGGAGUUGGAAGCAAGUUAGUGGUUGUGUCUACACAUACAACGAUAUGACUUUCUGUUCAUGUAUUGGGGCAUGUAAAUGGCAAAUAUAUUGGCUUCCAGUCACCCAAAUAGACUCUUAUCUUUUAUAUAGAGACCUGAAUGUGAUUGCUGGAAUCUGCUGAUAUUACUCAAAAAUCAAUUCCCAUUUUAAUACAGAAAAUACAGUUUUCAUGUAUGCAGGGAUGCUUUGGAUAGUAGUAAUCUGUCAACAGAUUUUCCAAAGGAAGAUUCAAAAAAUGCUGUGUGCAUGUAGAAAAGACAGAGUGGAAUAAAAACAACAAUAAUGUUGAGUUUUUGGGUUCUGGCAAUUAUUCUUUUUUUAAGUUCAUGAUAUCAACACUUCAAUGAUUUAAAGAAGUUAUGAAUUGGUUUACAUGAUGUUAAAGAUGAUUGGUAGCCUAGGUUUUGCUCUUGUUAUGGAGUGUGUGUGUCUGCGAACUACAAUCUAUUGUAAGAACAUAUCUGAAAAAAACAAGGAAAGCAUAUAGUCAAAGUGCACGCAUUAAUGUUUUCAUUGUGUGUUUAUAUUUCUGGUGUCUCCAAAUAUCAAAGAACCUACUAAUGCUAUGUCAGUUUGUGUGGUACUGCUCAUAGAAAUCUAUUAAAAAAGGUUUCACUCCGUCUACAUGCUCUUAGGAUUGUAGUCUUUACAUUUUUUAUACUUUGCUGUUUCAAGUGUGGAAACCGCAUCAGUGUUGAAGGAAAAUGUAUUCCAGUGUUUCAAUAAAACCACAUGAUUAACAGAUGUUUGUGUGUUACUUUCAUGUUUUUAUGCUUUGGUUUAUUUAAAGCUCCUGUAUGGUCCAAUUUGAACAUUUUAUUUAACUCUAAACUUUUUUUAGCCACCCUGUUGGUGUAGCUUUGUCAUGUCACAAUGUGAGUCAAUCCCCUUGUAAGUCAAGACUGAAAUAUGUCAAAGUUUAUUAGAAGCUGCAGAAUCUGGUAUAGAUAUUUAAUAUUAAGUGUGUGACACACACACAUAGGAAAAUAAUUGGUAAUAUGAGUCAAUAAAUAUACACAUUUACCUGUCACAAUGGAAACAUCCAGGGUUUAAUACAAGCUUGUAUGACAUAAACUACCAGAGAAAUAAAAGCUGGUGUGUUUACCAGCUGAUUUGACCAGAUGCAAAUGGGUUGUGAUGUGUUUGAUCACAGUGAUGUCAUAUUUGCAGUUUCACUUUGUGUUUUCACCAUUUCAUUUGUUUUAGCCAUUCAUGAAAAUACAAAGGCAUCAUUGUUUCACUCAGAAAUUAUUAUGUAGGAGGACUGACUCUCUUUGGGCACAGACUGCUGGCCUCACAUAGUUAUAGCUUGUAUUUCAUCUGGAGCCAUAAAAAGUUGCAUCAGACUCUAGAAUACCACUAAUCAUUUUCUUUUUCUUACAAUUUUCUCUGCCUGACAGAGGAAACUCCAACAAAUAGGAGGAAUCUGUUCUGCUUCUCUCAUCGCCCAAUUCACCUCUCAUCAUGGCAAUAGUCCUCCACUUCAACCCUCUGCUGUGGACACGGCUGGCAGCCCUGGCUUUCUCCUGUGUGGCAUUCUCUGUGGCUGUGCAUGGUGCCAGGAUCAUCCCCGGCACCGG